Molecule: messenger RNA, 6449 nt
Organism: Cynocephalus volans (Philippine flying lemur)
Lineage: Eukaryota; Metazoa; Chordata; Mammalia; Dermoptera; Cynocephalidae
Gene: PALLD
Product: palladin, cytoskeletal associated protein
Exons: 22
Coding region: 237-4421 (1394 amino acids)
Biological process (GO): synapse organization; homophilic cell-cell adhesion
Cellular component (GO): axon; neuronal cell body; plasma membrane
Molecular function (GO): axon guidance receptor activity
Source: RefSeq, a predicted model, not a curated record
CAGAUGAGAGUCUGAGGCCACAUUUGCCUCAAAGUGUCCACGGACCAAGCAGUCCUUAAUGAAUAGGCAAAGCCAACCUCGGCUCUCCAAGAGAAGAAGAAAUGCUCCUCUGAAAUCAUCACCUUUCCAGAGUCCUCAAACUGACCAAGCAUUGAAAAGAACACAAGAAUAAAACGGGUUUCCAGUGCCUCUGGCCUUCCUGUUGAACACAAAGAGUAUAUGAAGACUGCUCCAACAUGUCAGAGACUUCCUCCCAUGACUCCUUCCAUGAUUCCCUAUCAGACAUGCAGGAAGAAAGCAAGACUGCUGACUUCUUCCCAGAGCUAUCUGCGUUUCUCAGCCAGGAGGAGAUAAACAAGAGCCUUGACCUGGCCCAGAGAGCCAUAGCCAACUCUGAAACAGAAGAUUGCGACUCAGAAAAGGAGAUCUCGCAGAUUUUCAAUACCUCUCCUGUAAGCUUCUGUGAAAAUCCUUCCCAUAAGGAGACCAAACUGGGUGAACAAACCUCUUCAGGAAGACCUCAGGAUAGCAAGCCAACAGCCAUGCAGCCUCUGGCAGAAGAACAAACUAAGAGUUUCUCUUCACCCUCUUCAAAGAGGAAACCUGCCAUAUCACCCCUGCUUGCCAGACCCAGCUACAUCCGGAGCCUCCGAAAGGCUGAAAAACGGGGUGCAAAAACUCCCAACACAGAUGUGAAGCCCAAACCGGCACGUCAAGGUACGGCUGGACCCCAGAGCCAGCUGUGUGACAAGGCAGCUCAUUUGAUCGAGGAGCUGACAUCCAUAUUCAGAGAAGCGGCAAAGCCGAGAAACAGAAGCCCCAACGAGGAGUCCUCAUCACCAGACAGUGGGUACCUGUCUCCUAAAAAUCAGCCACCUGCCCUGAUCGGUGCCUCUGCCAGCCAGAGCCCCACCGAAGACCAGCAGGAGAGAGAAGCAGAAGUCAAGUCACCCGAGGCCAGGCGCUGCUGCCAGGCGGACCGGGGCGUGGCGGUGUCGCGCCGCAGCACCUCUCACCCGCCGCCCCACAAUGCACUUCGCUUCCCCUCCGCGCCUCGGUUCACCCAGAAGCUGAGGAGCCAGGAAGUAGCGGAAGGAAGUAGAGUUCAUCUGGAGUGCAGAGUCACCGGAAACCCAACUCCUCGAGUCAGAUGGUUCUGUGAGGGGAAGGAGCUGCACAACACUCCUGAUAUUCAAAUCCACUGUGAGGGUGGAGACCUCCAUACACUGAUCAUAGCAGAGGCCUUUGAGGACGACACCGGUCGCUAUACCUGUCUGGCUACGAACCCCAGCGGCUCAGACACAACAUCUGCUGAGGUGUUCAUUGAAGGUGCCAGUUCAACAGAUUCUGAGAGUGAAAGUUUAGCUUUCAAAUCAAAAGCUGGAGCUAUGCCACAAGCUCAGAAGAAAACAACUUCUGUUUCCUUGACAAUAGGAUCAUCAUCUCCAAAGACGGGAGUGACCACAGCUGUGAUCCAGCCAUUAUCUGUUCCUGUUCAACAGGUUCACAGUCCAACUUCAUAUCUCUGCCGACCUGAUGGAACCCCUGCUGCCUACUUUCCUCCUGUGUUUACAAAGGAACUGCAAAACAUAGCAGCGGCAGAGGGCCAGGUGGUGGUUCUGGAGUGUCGGGUCCGAGGAGCACCUCCUCUGCAGGUCCAGUGGUUCCGGCAAGGGAGUGAAAUCCAGGACUCUCCAGAUUUCAGAAUUCUACAGAAAAAACCUAGAUCUACAGCUGAACCUGAGGAGAUUUGUACCCUAGUUAUUGCUGAGACCUUCCCUGAAGAUGCAGGGAUUUUUAUGUGCUCGGCAAGAAACGAGUAUGGAUCAGUAACCAGCACUGCCCAGCUGGUUGUCACCUCAGCCAACACUGAAAACUGUAGCUAUGACCCAGUGGGAGAAUCCAACAAUGAUCACUUCCAGCACUUUCCACCUCCCCCUCCAAUCUUGGAGGCAAGUUCCUUUGAGUUGGCUUCAAAGAAACCAUCUGAGAUCCAGCAGGUGAAUAGUCCGGAGUUAGGGCGUAGCAUGGCAGCCCUUCAAAUGCAAUUCAGUUCUGCUGAGAGGGAAACUAACGGAGUCUAUCCCAGCCAUGGAGUAAAUGGACUGAUUAAUGGCAAAGCUAAUGGUAAUAACUCUCUGCCAACACCAGCUGUCCUGCUUUCACCCACUAAGGAGCCACCACCUCUGCUUGCCAAACCAAAACUGGACCCUCUGAAAAUCCAGCAGCUCCAGAACCAAAUCCGACUGGAGCAGGAGGCGGGCGCGCGGCCGCCCCCCUCGCCGCCCUUCCCGCCGCCGCCCGCCUGCCCCGCGCUCGCGGCCCACGCGCCGCCCGUCGGCCCGGAUCCCAUGAGCGCGCUGGCCUCCCGCUCCGCCUCCGCCAUGCAGUCCUCCGGCUCCUUCAACUACGCGCGCCCCAAGCAGUUCAUCGCCGCGCAGAACCUCGGCCCCGCGUCCGGCCACGGCACGCCGGCCUCCAGCCCCAGCUCCUCCAGCCUCCCGUCGCCCAUGUCCCCGACGCCCAAGCAGUUCGGCCGCGCGGCCGCGCCGCCCUUCGCGCAGCCCUUCGGCGCCGAGCCCGAGGCCCCGUGGUGCCGGUCCUCGCCGUCGCCGCCUCCGCCGCCGCCCCCAGUCUUCAGCCCCACGACGGCCUUCCCGGUGCCCGACGUGUUCCCGCUGCCGCCGCCGCCGCCGCCGCUCCCGAGCCCGGCCCCAGCCUCCCACUGCGCCUCGCCCGCGGCCCGCUUCGGCCACAGCCAGACGCCCGCGGCCUUCCUCAGCGCCCUGCUCCCCUCGCAGCCACCGCCGGCCGCCGUCAACGCCCUGGGGCUGCCCAAGGGCGUCACCCCCGCGGGAUUUCCAAAAAAGGCCGGUAGAACUGCUAGAAUAGCCUCUGAUGAAGAGAUUCAAGGCACAAAGGAUGCUGUCAUUCAAGACCUGGAACGAAAACUUCGCUUUAAGGAGGACCUCCUGAACAACGGCCAGCCGAAGUUAACAUAUGAAGAAAGAAUGGCUCGUCGACUACUAGGUGCUGACAGUGCAACUGUCUUUAAUAUUCAAGAGCCUGAAGAGGAAACGGCUAAUCAGGAAAUUGAGUCUCCUCAUGCUUCUGUAGGGCGUCCUCUGGAUGGUCAAAAGGAGUACAAAAUCUCCAGCUGUGAACAGAGACUCAUCAGUGAAAUAGAGUACAGACUAGAAAGGUCUCCUGUGGAUGAAUCAGGUGAUGAAGUUCAGUAUGGGGAUGUGCCUGUGGAAAAUGGAGUGGCACCAUGCUUUGAGAUGAAGUUGAAACAUUACAAGAUCUUUGAGGGAAUGCCUGUGACUUUCGCAUGUAGAGUGGCUGGAAAUCCAAAGCCAAAGAUCUAUUGGUUCAAAGAUGGGAAGCAGAUCUCUCCAAAGAGUGAUCACUACACCAUUCAAAGAGAUCUUGAUGGGACCUGCUCUCUUCACACCACAGCCUCCACCCUUGAUGAUGAUGGGAAUUACACAAUUAUGGCUGCAAACCCUCAGGGCCGCAUCAGUUGUACUGGACGGCUGAUGGUACAGGCUGUCAACCAAAGAGGUCGCAGUCCCCGCUCUCCCUCAGGCCAUCCUCAUGUGAGAAGGCCUCGUUCUAGAUCAAGGGACAGUGGCGAUGAAAACGAACCCAUUCAAGAGCGAUUCUUCAGGCCUCACUUCUUGCAGGCUCCUGGAGAUCUGACUGUUCAAGAAGGAAAACUCUGCAGAAUGGAUUGCAAAGUCAGUGGGUUACCAACCCCAGAUCUAAGCUGGCAACUAGAUGGAAAGCCAAUACGCCCUGACAGUGCUCACAAGAUGCUCGUGCGUGAGAACGGGGUGCACUCUCUGAUCAUAGAGCCAGUCACGUCACGAGAUGCCGGCAUCUACACAUGUAUAGCCACCAACCGAGCAGGACAGAACUCCUUCAGCCUGGAGCUCGUGGUUGCUGCUAAAGAAGCACACAAACCUCCUGUGUUUAUUGAGAAGCUGCAAAACACAGGAGUUGCUGACGGGUACCCCGUACGACUAGAAUGCCGUGUUUCAGGAAUGCCACCGCCUCAGAUAUUUUGGAAGAAAGAAAAUGAAUCACUCACUCACAGUACUGACCGAGUGAGCAUGCACCAGGAUAAUCACGGCUACAUCUGCCUGCUCAUUCAGGGAGCCACAAAAGAAGACGCUGGAUGGUAUACGGUGUCAGCCAAGAAUGAGGCGGGGAUUGUGUCCUGUACUGCCAGGCUGGAUGUUUACACCCAGUGGCAUCAGCAGCCACCGAGCACCAAGCCAAAGAAAGUACGGCCCUCAGCCAGUCGCUAUGCAGCGCUCUCGGACCAGGGACUAGACAUCAGAGCAGCGUUCCAACCUGAAGCCAGCCCAUCGCACCUGACACUGAAUACUGGCUUGGUAGAAAGUGAGGACCUGUAAUCCAACAUUCUUGUUAAAGCUGAAACACUGAAACAGCCAUUGCCGUGACCAAUGUAGUCCUUUGUCACAUUAUGUAAAAGGCAGAAACAUACCUUUGACUGUCAGAAAUAAAAAACAACACCAAAAUAAUAUUUUUCUUACUUGAUAUACCAAACUUAGAGUUGAAGUAGGUGAUGCUAAUAGAAAUGUACACAUUACACAGAAAAUUCACAUUUAUUGUCCAAUUUAAAACUUUUGGAAUUGCUGUGAUUUAAAGUGGCCUGAAAUGCCAAAACUCUAAAGGAAAUCAGUUGUUCAAAGGUAACCACAAUUGGUACUAUCUACAACUGCCUUUAAACACAAGCUAUAGGUACUACAUAGCAUGAUAGUGUGAAAUGUUUAACAUGAGGCAAUUGUACCACAAAUAAUGCUACAGUGACUCUAAAGUGCAUGCAUUCAGUUACAGUGAACCAAGUGCAAUAUGUAAGGAUGAAAAAGGAAGAGGAAAUGACAAAGAAAUCCAAGCAAAUGCCUUGUCUUUUGCAAAUUGUUUUAUAUUAAAUCAUAAUGAAGAAACUACUUGCCUUAAAUUUUACUAUCAGGAGUUUUCUAACAAGGUUAAUACCUUAGUUCUUAACCUUUUUUUCUUUAUAUGUGUAGUAUUCCCUUUUCAUGCUACCUUGGUAGGAAGCUUAUUUACAAACCAUAUUAAAAGGCUAAUUUAAAUAUAAAUAAUAUAAAGUAUUCUGAAUAAAGCAGAAAUAUAUUACAGUUCAUUCCACGAAAGGCAUCCAACCAUCCAAAUGACCAAGGCAUACAGUAUUUGGAGGAAACGGGUUUGGAAGGAGUAGGGAAGAGAAUGAAGGAAAAUGCCACUAGCACAAUUAUAUUGUAUUCAUUUAGAUAACAGUAGAAGGGCCAGAGAGGUGGCGAAGGCCAGGCUUUUCUUUGGUUUUCUUCAAAAUUGAUCUUAAAAUAUAGAGGAAAAAACACUGCCAUUUACAAGUCAAGCAAUCUAGGGUCAGCUGGAAACUUGGAGCACGUGUGCUAUGGAGAUUUCAGUGUCUGAAGUUUGUGUAGUAGUUGAAGAUUUUAGAUGUGUUGAGCAAGUUGAAAAUGGAUUGAGACUGCAAGAGUGGCAUAAGUGAGAAAUUGCCUGUAGGAUCUAGUCUAUUGAGGACAAUGGGGACUUGAGGAAACACAAAAACAGGUUUGUGCCAUAAUUAUUUUUUUCGGUGGCACCAAGAUACAGUGAGUGGAAAUUAUUAGCUCACUUCCCUGCUGUCAUGAAACCUUGCCUUAGGAACGUGCUGGGUUCCAGUAGUUUGUAAAGGCAUCUCAGCAGAGACUGCUUUUUGAAUGCAUAUGAUUCUGCAUUAGCUAGACUGAGUUGAUUCUGACCAGACUUGAUGGUUUUAAGUCGGAACCAAUAAAUUUUAAAAAGGAGAAAAAAUGAAUUGGCCUAAUAAUAAAACAUGAGGCUUUAAUGGUACUUUGCUAUGAAAAGAAAACACUGUAUUCUUUAUGCAAAACACAUGUAUCUUUCACUAUUUAUAAUAAAAGUGUUGAACUCUCUUAGCUCAGUUACUCAGCUCAUAAGUAGUAUUUUUUAAAAUAAUUUUAUAUCUGUGUACCACCCCAUAUAUUUCAUAUUACUGCUUCACAUGUACAGCUUUCUACUUCUUUGUAAGAACACCAACCAACCAAGUUUUAAAUGAUUAACAGGCUUGCGCACCGGGUGGCAGAUGUUCUACACAGUGUGGUACAAGUUUCUUUGACCGCACUUACAUGCAUUGCUAAUAUGGGAUGUAAGAUACCAUGCAAAGUCUCUCAUGGACCUUCUAUAUUGUAGAAUUAUGACAUGUCAUACCUUACUUGCCAAAUUUUUCUGAAUGUGACUUUUUUGCUAAUUUGCUGGGUUUGGGAUUAACUAGCAUUAUUUUGCCACCUUUUAUGUUGUAUUUAUACAAAAAAAAAUACUAUCAUACUACUUUGGAUUGUUGUGCUGGUGUAAUGUGGAUUUAACAUCAAUAAAUAUUUAACAAAUAA